Messenger RNA from Aedes aegypti (yellow fever mosquito), 612 nucleotides. Its product is annotated as superoxide dismutase [Cu-Zn]. NCBI's taxonomy places the organism in Eukaryota, Metazoa, Arthropoda, Insecta, Diptera, Culicidae. The transcript has a single exon. Gene Ontology annotation, molecular function: superoxide dismutase activity; copper ion binding. Gene Ontology annotation, biological process: removal of superoxide radicals. Bases 29 to 487 code for a protein of 152 amino acids. The record is from RefSeq and is a predicted model, not a curated record.
AUUCCUGUCCUUCGAAACCAACUCCUGAAUGUAUUAUAUUUUGCACUUUCAGCUCGAGGGUGGAUCAGUGGUGAUUACCGGUUAUGUGGAAGGUCUCUCUCCGGGUAAGCACGGUUUGCACAUCCAUGAAUUCGGAGACUUCUCCCGGGGUUGUCUCUCCACAGGGCCACACUACAAUCCCUACGGCAAUGAUCACGGAGGCCCGGAAGACGCGAAUCGACACGUUGGCGAUUUGGGUAACAUUGUGGCGCACAUUACGGGACUGGCCAAAAUCCAGAUGGUGGAUCACAAAAUAACGCUGGUUGGCGAGCACAGUAUUCUGGGGAGGACACUUUGCGUGACGGAGUUCGAGGACGAUUUGGGAAAAGGGGGACACGAUUACAGUAAAACUACUGGAAACUCCGGCAAUCGGCUUGCCUGUGCCAUUAUCGGUGUAGCGAGGGAAGAAUACUUCCCUGAAAGGGGGCACCUCACCACGAACGAUUAAAUGCUGUGUAACGCAAAUUGUGGUAUUGAUAGUGGCGAUUAGUGGACUGAACAAGUAACACUGCCAUUGUUCUUUUUUUAUACUGUAUACGAAUUACUUAAGCUUAAUAAAAAAGUUUUGAUAUA